Elgaria multicarinata webbii is the source of this 4913-nucleotide messenger RNA. It is a transcript of the gene ARHGEF10L, whose product is annotated as Rho guanine nucleotide exchange factor 10 like. Gene Ontology annotation, molecular function: guanyl-nucleotide exchange factor activity; protein binding. NCBI's taxonomy places the organism in Eukaryota, Metazoa, Chordata, Lepidosauria, Squamata, Anguidae. The record is from RefSeq and is a predicted model, not a curated record. Gene Ontology annotation, biological process: positive regulation of stress fiber assembly; actin cytoskeleton organization; SREBP signaling pathway. The transcript is spliced from 29 exons. Bases 373 to 4275 code for a protein of 1300 amino acids. Gene Ontology annotation, cellular component: cytosol.
CCGCAGCACCCAAGGGUGGGUCUCGAAGCUCAGCCCCCUCUGAGUCAGAGAGGUAAGGAGGUCCCUCCCAGAGGGCAACGCUGCCGUAGCUGCAGGUGAAGUCACCUGUGCUGCGCUCCCACAGGCCUCCCGCUGACUCACUUGCAAUUUUUUCUGCCUCACCCGGACGCCUGUCUCCGCUGAGGAAGAAGCAAGGAGGAAGGGACUGAGGCAUUUCACGCCCUAGAUGGGCCAGCCUGCCAGAGAAGCAGGCGGGUUUGGGAGGCGCUUGACUUGAGGCAGCAGGAGAAACAACACGGACAGCAAACAGGAAAACGGCUGAGACGAAGCCAGAAAAGAAAAAAUAUAUACCAGUGUGUGUGAGAGAAAGCCAUGGCCUCCUCCCAACCACCACCAGGUCCUUCAUUAGGUGACGGGGCUGUGCCAGGCGUUCCGGAGACCCCGACGGAUGCAGAUGACGACGCAGGAGAAGCCUUUGAUUUCGAAGACAGUGAGGAAGAGGACGGAGGCAGGCUGGUGGUGAGCCAUGCCCGGAUGGAGCUGGGCACUAGGGAGGCACUGAAAGACCCUCCCCCAAGGCGGAGGUCCAGCGUCAGCGAUGACCUGGAGCCCUCAGACGACUGGGAAGCUGAAGAGGCGCUCCUCGAGGGGCGUGUCCCGCUGAACCAAUCAGACUCCAGCACGAAUCUCGAUCACCUUGGCCUGCAGACUCCGUCAGAGUUCCUGGGAGUGGUCAGUAAUGGAGACGUGGUGGGACCCUCGCAGCCCGGGACAAGGACCUACAGCUGGAAGAGGAAGAGUUUCCGGCGAGGUGGUCAGUUGAGCACCCCAGCCACGGAAGAGGACGUGAUUUAUGACGACGUGCCUUACGAAAAUGUGGAACUGGAUCAGCGUGUUUCGGAGCCGAGCCUGAUUUACGAAGACGUCCAUCGCGACAAGGAACCGCCAGAGGCUGAAGAUCUAGGCUGGAGUUCCAGCGAGUUUGAAAGCUACAGCGAGGACUCGGGGGAAGAAAAUAAUCCGAAGACGGAACCCUCGAAGCCGAAAGUGUCCUUCCAGCCAAAGAUGACGCAGCUGAUGAAAGCAGCCAAGAGCGGCACAAAGGAUGGCUUGGAGAAAACCAAAAUCGCCGUCAUGCGGACGUUUCUGCAUAAGAAAGAAGUUCCAGGGGACGGGGAGGCUAGCAGGAGCGAGCCGGAGGUUGGACGCAAGCGCUCUCUAUCCUGGACCGGCGAGCUCUGCAAGGCACACAAGCUCUGCGCGGAGAGAGGUGACUCUGAAGAGGAGGACAUGGGAUUCUUGGAGGUCCCGGUGACAGAUCUGAAGCACUUGCUCCCCGAGCUAGGACCAAUGCCAGAAGGAUUAAGCCCUCAGCAGGUUGUCCGUCGUCACAUCCUGGGCUCCAUCAUGCAGAGCGAGAGGAGCUAUGUGGAUUCUUUGAGGCGAAUCUUACAGGACUACAGGAACCCUCUGAUGGAGAUGGAACCCAAAGUCCUCAGCGCCAGGAAAUGCCAGGUGGUGUUCUUCCGGGUCAAAGAGAUCCUUCAAUGCCACUCCAUGUUCCAGAUCGCCUUGACUUCGCGCGUAGCCGAGUGGGAUACCAUGGAGAAGAUCGGCGACCUCUUCGUGGCCUCGUUUUCCAAGUCGAUGGUGCUGGACGUGUACAGCGAAUACGUCAACAACUUCACCAGUGCCAUGUCCUUGAUCAAGAAGGCCUGCCUUACCAAACCUGCCUUCCUGGAAUUCCUCAAGAAGAGACAGAUGGGCAGCGUGGACCGUGUGACGCUCUAUGGGUUGAUGGUGAAACCCAUCCAGAGGUUCCCCCAGUUCAUCCUUCUGCUGCAGGACAUGCUUAAGAACACCCCCAAAGGCCACGCCGACCGGCUUUCUCUCCAACUCGCCCUAACAGAAUUGGAGACGUUGGCCGAGAAGCUCAACGAACAGAAGCGGCUGGCUGAUCAAGUGGCUGAGAUCCAGCAGCUAACCAAGAGCGUCAGUGACCGGAGCAGCCUCAACAAGUUAUUAAAUUCAGGUCAGCGCCAGCUUUUGCUUUGCGAGACCUUGACGGAGACCGUUUACGGCGACCGGGGUCAACUCAUCAAGUCGAAAGAGCGGAAAGUGUUCCUCUUGAAUGACAUGCUGGUGUGCGCCAAUAUCAAUUUCAAGCCGAUUAACACCAGGGGGCAGCUCGAAAUCAGCACCCUCGUCCCGCUGGGGCCCAAGUACAUUGUGAAGUGGAACACCGCCCUCCCGCAGGUCCAAGUGGUGGAAGUUGGGCAGGAGAGCAGUGGCCACGAGAAGGAGCACGUGGUCAUCCAGAACGUCGGGUCCAAGAAGCACAUGCCAAGUAGCCAGUCUUCACACAAUAAAGUUUACUUGGGCCCACCUCGUCUGUUCCAGGAGCUCCAAGACCUGCAGAAGGACCUGGCCGUGGUGGAACAGAUAACUCUGCUGAUCAGCACCCUCCAUGGCACGUACCAGAACCUGAACAUGACGGUCGCCCAGGACUGGUGCCUCGCUCUGCAGAGGCUGAUGAGGGUGAAGGAGGAGGAGAUCCAUUCCGCCAACAAAUGCCGCCUCCGUCUCCUGCUUCCGGGGAAGCCAGACAAGUCCGGCCGCCCCAUCAGCGUCAUGGUGGUCUUCAUCACUCCUAAUCCCCUCAGCAAAAUCUCCUGGGUGAAUCGCUUGCAUUUGGCCAAAAUCGCUCUCCGAGAGGAGAACCAGCCGGGAUGGUUGUGUCCUGAAGAGGAUAAAAAGAGCAAAGCCCCAUUUUGGUGUCCUCUUCUCGUCUGCCAUCUCCCCGCCUUCUCCUCCCGGGCUCUUGACCUGCAGUUGGGCGCGGCUGUACACACUCCGGUCCAUUCCUCUCUCUUGGGUUUCUCCGCCGUCAGCACUUCGCUACCACAAGGCUACCUUUGGGUCGGGGGAGGCCAGGAGGGCGCCGGGGGCCAAGUGGAGAUCUUCUCCCUGAACCGUUCGGUGCCACGUGUAGUCAAAUCCUUCCCCGUGGCCUCCCAAGUCCUCUGCUCAGAAUACAUUCCCGAGAGGGCCGAGGAGGAAAGAACGGAAGAGGACCAGACAGCUACCGAACAGCCUUUCCUGGCCCAGCCUGUAAUCUGCCUGGGGCUGCAGGACGGCAGCAUCCUGGUUUACGGAAGCGUGGACACCGGGACGCAGUGCUUGCUGUCGGGCAAAAGUCCUGGACUUCAGCCUGUUCUCUGCUUGAAGCACAGCCCUGAUUACCUCUUCGCCAGCCUACAGGAUGGAACCGUCGCAGCUUAUCCUAGGAGCAAUGGGGGACUUUGGGACCUCGAAGCUGAGCCCACCUGCCUGAACGUGGGGCCGGCGCCUGUGCGGACCCUGCUGACCUUGGAAGAUGCCCUGUGGGCCAGCUGUGGCAACCAAGUCACCGUCUUCGAUGCCGCCAGCCUGAAGCCGCAGCCGCCGUUUGAGGGGCACCCGGAGGAGGACGCCAGCGUCACCCACAUGAUCAAGGCGGGCAGCGGCGUCUGGAUGGCCUUCUCUUCGGGAUCCUCCAUCCGCCUCUUCCACACCGAGACCCUUGAGCUCUUGCAAGAAAUCAACGUCGCCACGCGAACCACAUUCGCCCUGCCAGGCCAGAGGAAUGUCCGCGUCACCAGCCUUCUGAUUUGCCAGGGUCUUCUGUGGGUUGGCACCGACCAAGGCAUUUUGGUCCUCUUGCCUGUGCCCAGGUUGGAGGGCAUCCCCAAAAUCACAGGGAAAGGCAUGGUCUCCCUCAAUGGCCACUGUGGCCCCGUGGAAUUCCUGGCGGUGGCCCUCAGCACUCUGGCGCCGGACAUCCUGAAGAGCGACAAGGAGGAGGAUCCAUCGUCGGAGCCCCCGGGCGCUGCGGAUGAGAAGAACGAGGGCCGGCCAUUGGAAAUGGCUGCCCAGGAGAGCCCCCCAACGCGGGAGAGGAGGAAAAAAGGCGUCCUCUUGCAGUAUCGUCUGCGCUCGACCGGCCACCUCCCCGGGCAGCUGCUGUCUGUGCGGGAGGCUCCCUCCGCCACCGGCGGGAACACCCUGGAGCACACGGAGGAGGACGGUUCCAUCUACGAAAUGGCCGACGACCCCGACAUCUGGGUGCGCAGCCGGCCAUGUGCCCGGGAUGCUCACCGCAAGGAGAUCUCCUCCUUGGCCGUCAUCUCCGGAGGGAGAGGCUACCGGGACUUCAGCUCGAACGGCAAGCUGCCGGCCAGCGGUGGCGAGGCGGACAGCACGUUACUCAUGUGGCAGGUCCCACUGUUGCUAUAACGCCCCAUCUUUCUCCCCCCCUCCCUCUGGACUGCUUUUCCUCCUCCGAUGCCUUGACGCGGCGCCGGAUUGGGGCUGCCUGGCACGUUGGCUACAGCCUCAUCCCUUGCAAUCCGAAAUCACUGCAGGGAAGUGGCUAGCCUUGGCCUGUCUAAAGAGCAAUCCAGGCUUUUAAAUCAUUUUCUUCCUUCCCUUUCAAUCUCCCUCCCUCCCUCCCUCUCUCUUUCUCUCUCUCUUUCUGUCUCUCUGUCUGCAGCAUGCUCUUUGGAAGACUUUCAAAUUUCAGAACUUUCCCCCCGUCUGUUGAGUCUUUAUCCCUCCUAUUCCCUUGAGAGAUGAGCUUGCGUUGGUGGUUUUUUAUAUUAUUAUUAACACUUCCUGGAUGCCGUAGGAACCAGGGUGCUCCUUGCAGGUUUUGGAGUCGCUGGAUCCUUAACCUCCUCAGAAAUGAUAAUUUCCCCACUUCCCCCAAAAGAGGCAUGAAGGUUUGCAUAUCGACGUGUGAAUAGAAUAUAUAAAUAUAUAUAUAUAUAACAUUUAAAACUCUGUAUAUUAUUACGUUGUAUAAAUAAAAUCUGUAUAUAUCGGGGGCAUCUUCAAAUGCGGGAAUAAAAGGUGGUUUAAAAAAGAUCAGCGUC